This is a messenger RNA of Monoraphidium neglectum, 705 nucleotides long. RefSeq lists its product as hypothetical. Bases 1 to 705 code for a protein of 234 amino acids. The record is from RefSeq and is a predicted model, not a curated record. Lineage: Eukaryota; Viridiplantae; Chlorophyta; Chlorophyceae; Sphaeropleales; Selenastraceae. The transcript has 6 exons.
AUGCCUUGGAAUGCGGACGUUGAGUGGCUGAAGCAGCACCCUGACCCGCGGCUGGUCGUGGGCGUCGCCGUCGACGGCUCGUCCAUUGGCGACAAGGCGCUGCAGGCAGCAGUAGCGCUCCACCGGGAGAGGCGUGCUGACAGGCUGGUGCUCCUGCAUGUCGGCGACGGCAGCAAGGCGUCCUGGCUGCCGCGCCACCUGACGCCGCGCUACCUGGAGAGCACGUAUGUCGGCAAGGCGGCAGACCUUCACGUUCACGCUGAGUGGGCGUACAGGGAGAAGGCGGACGGUCAGAGCACGUGCGAGGCGCUGACCGCGCUGGCAGAGUCCCAGGCCGUGGGGCUGCUGGUGGUGGGCAGCUACGGCCGCAAGGGGGAGAAGUCGUUUGACAUGCUGGGCCACGUGUCGGACUACUCGCUGCGCGAGAGCCACUGCAGCGUCUGCAUCGUGCGCUCGUCCAGCCCGCCCGCCGGCCCCGCGGGGGAGCAGGACUACCUGUUUGCCACAGACGGCUCGAAGGCCGCCGCCCUCGCGUUCUGCACGCUCGUCCGCCAGGUGCUGCGCCCCGGCGACAAGGUGCUGGUGGCGCAGGCCACCUACGACCACGGCGCCGGCCGGGAGAGCGAGGAGCUGUUUGAGUCCUACAAGAAGAUGAUGGACGCGCACAAGGCACGGCUGACAGGGAGCAUCAUGACCCUCAUCUAG